UCAACACAGGAAGGAGGCUGUGUGUGUGUGAGAUCAUCAGCCUUGUGAACAAGUGAUAAAUCUGUUAUGGCUUUUAAGGCAGUUCAAAUCGCGAUAAUUUUAUACAGCGGUUUUGUUUUACAACGCAAAGUUUAAGCUGUAUAGUUUCUGCUGCUGAUAAGGACAUAAAUGGCAUUCUUUUCGAGACUGUUUAGCAAGCGGCGCUCUCGCCGCUAUGAGCACCGCACUGAAAUUGGACAACCACCUGAAAAGAAAAAGAAUGUCCUGCCUUGUACAAUUGUUUUGUUGGACGACACGGAAAUAACUGUGGACAUACCGAAAAAAUCAUAUGGCAGUGUGUUAAUGGAACAAGUCUUUUAUCAUCUGGAUGUUCUGGAGAAGGACUAUUUUGGAUUACAGUAUACAGAUCAUCACAAUGUUAAUCAUUGGCUGGAUAUCACAAAGCAAGUGAGAAAGCAAGUAAAGAUUGGUCCACCAUACACCUUAAAGUUUCGAGUCAAGUUCUACUCAUCAGAACCAAACAACCUUCAUGAGGAGCUCACAAGGUAUCUGUUCUUCUUACAGUUGAAGAAGGACAUCUAUGCCGGUCGACUCACAUGUCCUUUUGAGACCCUCGUGGAGCUUUCUGCGCUAUCACUUCAGUCGGAACUUGGAGAUUUUGAUCCUCAAGUCCACACACCAGGCUUUAUUUCAGAAUUCCAUUUCAUUCCAAACCAGACAGAGGAACUUGAGCUGGCUGUUUACGAGCAUUUUCAAGAAAUGAAAGGUCUGACUCCGGCUCAGGCAGAAAUGCAGUUCUUGAACAAAGCCAAGUGGCUGGAAAUGUAUGGGGUUGAUAGCCACAUUGUUAUGGGACGAGACAUGAAUGAAUACAGAUUAGGUUUAACACCAACAGGCAUCUUAGUUUUCGAGGGAGCACAAAAGAUUGGACUGUUUUUCUGGCCAAAAAUGACCCGUCUUGACUUCAAAGGGAAAAAACUCACACUUGUUGCAGUUGAGGAUGAUGAAAGGGGUCAGAGUCAAGACCAUAUCUUUGUUUUUCGUCUUUUGAGUGAAAAGGCAUGCAAACAUCUUUGGAAAUGUGCUGUAGAGCAUCAUGCGUUUUUCCGUUUGAAAGGACCUGUCAAAGGUGGAUCCGGUCGUCAGAACUUUUUCAGAAUGGGCUCAAGAUUUCGAUACAGUGGACGUACUGAGUACCAGACAGCCACUAUGAACAGAGCACGGCGAAGCGUUAAGUUUGAACGUAAGCCUAGCCAGAGAUACUCCAGGAGGCCUACCUUUGAACGGAAAGAAAGAGAAGAAAAGAUGAUGAGGGAAUCAAGACGACGAGAAAUUGAAAAGAGACGAGCAGAAGAGGAAGCUAGAGAAAAGCAGGCUCGAGCCACAGUGGAGUCAGUAGUGGAUGGUGCACUUCCAGAGGUGAAGGUCUCUAGGUUAAGCACUCCUCGAGCUUCUGUCAGCAGUGCCUCCACUACCCACACUGCCCCGUCUAGCCCAUCUCCAGGGUCAGAGGGCAAGAUCAAGCCUGAUCCUCCGGUUCAACCAGCCCAGUCUGCAUUAGAACGUCUUGAUACCCUGAUCAAGGGACGCAGCCUUGAGAAAACAGUUAAUGGAGAAGUAGUAGUAGGAAGUGGUGGAGUACACCACAGUGAUGUCAACCUCAAAGAUGCCUCAGAACAUGCCAUUGCCAAAAUGAAGAAUCUUGAUGAGUCCAGAUCUGCACCCUUGAAAAAUAAGGAUAUUAACACUUUCAAGAAUAAUCAGCUCAAGUUCACUGGUGGAGCAACCAACAUCCCACCUGACCAAAUGAAAUGUAAUAUUCUCAAAGCCAGAAUGGAAGAAGACUUGAAAAAAGCAUCUGAAACUGAUGGCUGUGAUGAGGUGGAUGAGAAACUAUCAAGAAAGAGCAGCAGUGGUGGUGGUGGUGGUGAAGAUGAUGAAAAGGCCACCACAAGCAGCACCAAGGACAACGAAGAAGAGGACAAGGAAAGUGAUGCUGAGAAAGAAGAUGACAGUGUGUCAGCCCUUGAGAAGUCAAGUCAGCUUAAUUUACCUAAACAUGGAAAAAAUACCAGCGUGCAGAAUGGACACGAGUCAGUUGAAAGGCAAGUAAGCAGUGUGAGUGAUACAAGCAGCAUAGACCGGAAGACCUUGCGCACCAGUCAUGGCAGUGAAACGAGCGAGCGGCGACGCCUCAGCAGUCAGGCCAGUGAUGCAGGGGAGAGAGAACGACGUAAACCCAGCCAGUCCAGCGACGUUUUCCUCCCUGGCGGCUCUGCUAAAGUCAUCCCACAGCCACUAGACACAGCUAAAGCCAAGGGUCCCACACAUCUUAGACCCAUUAACAUUUCAGUCCCUCGCCCUCCAUCUCCCAGUCCAAGGUCGUCACUGCUAGAUAAGGGGCAGGCUACCCGGCCUCAUUCUCCUAACACUCUGGCAAAGCCACCCCCACCUCCACGCCCUCCAUCUCCUCAUAUCUUGCAUCCUAACAACCCUGCCAGCAGUAACAAAGGCGAGAUUCUCAUUAACUUUCCUGCUUCUGGGGAGCAUGCUAACUCACCAGCCCCACUUCCUCCAAAAUCAGGCAACCCUUUUCUGGCAGACUCAGAAGGCAUUCAGACAAAGCCUAAAUCUUCAAAGCCCUACGAACGAUCUUUAAACCCUUUUCUAGAAGAUAGUGAAAGCGACAUUGAUGCAGGCAGCUUGAAGAGAUCUAGCAAAAGAUAUAGGGCACCCCCACCCCCAGUUGUGGGUAAAGUACCCACAGCACAGUCGGGGACAGAUGUGAAACCAGCAGCAGCAUUAUCUCCUCAAGUUCCAUCAUCACCUAAAGCUCAGGGUCAUGGAGUCAGUGGCGCUGCUAGCAGUGAUGAUGUUCAUGCUGGAAAAAAUCCGUUUGAAGAUGAUAUUGAUGAAGAAGAGGAAAGUGCAGUUGAAAAGAGCGAGGCAGUACAAGACUAUAAAUCCUCUCCUGAGACCGCACCUCUGAGCAUCCCUGUGGAUAUUUGCUCAACAAACAUCCCUGUCCUUGAAGAGGAGGGUAAAAUUCCAUCUGUGCAGCAUAAACUCCCAACAUUUGCUGCUUCUAUCACACGUGCAUACACUAACACAGGACCCGGGGCCUCAUCUUCCUCAUCCAAGAUGGUCCCCAGAGUUCCAAGGUCAAGCAAGGCACCCCUUCCCUCAUCUCCCGCCUCCCAGCGUGGUUUCUCAGGCCCUUCCCCAGAUGGUGGAGUAGGGGAGUUGCCUCUGCCAAGCAGCCAGGAUUCCUUGGUGAUUGAAACCUCCUUCACCGGCACAAAACAGGUGACUCGCAAAAUGUCCUCCGCGUCCAGUGCAAAGACAACUGUGGUCACGUCUACUUCUGAACGGAAGAGUGAUAAUCCUUUGUCCCCAUGGCACGUCUCUGCUCCAGAAAAGAAGGAACGCAAAGUGACCUUGACUACUGAAUUGUGAGAGAGCUGCCAUCUUUUAUUCUUGUGGUUGUGUAAGAUGCUGGUUCGUGUUGUCUCCACAUGCUUAUACUCUUGUGAUGGUCAUGGUGCAUGCAUUUAUGCCAGCUUUUGGCAGUAUCAGCAGUGAUGAUUGAUAUUAUAGGUAAGGCUGUUUGCCAGACCCUUUUUGAAGGUUGCUCUUUAAGCAGGUAAUGUGAGAGACAGCAAAUUAAAGAUCUUUGUGUUGUGCCUCUUACUGCAGCUUUGUGUGUUGAACAAGUGAUCAGAACUUCUAGUGAUCUCAUGGCAGGUGGACAUAGCACACAACUCUACUGGAGUGUGUUUUGCCAGCAGAGUCCUUGGGGGCUUUUGUGUCCUUUGUGUAAAUACAAGUAAAGAUAGAUAAUAAUGAUUAACAGGUAGAACAGGUAGAUAUUUUUCUGCAUUGCUUUUCUGUUGGUGAUUUUGGGCAGAAUUUGGAGGGUUCAAAUGCUGGGUAAAGAAUCAUCACUUCUUAGAAUUGUAAGCCGACUUCUAGUGAUGAUGAGCCAUAUAAUGGUUUGCCUAUGCUGGGGGGUGAACCACAUGUUUUGUGCUGUCAGAUUUUGACACCCUGGUUCUUACCAUGUUGAUUGAUACUGGAUUCUUCAGAAUAUAUACUUUUUAAAAAAAAUUGUUAGCCAAUUGUAAAUAAAAUAUAAAUGAAAAGCAAGCUGUCCUCAGUUCCCUUUACCCACAAGUUCCUGCACAGUUGGCGGCUGAUGUGCUUGACACUAUUUUUGCUGACUUUGGUGUAACAGUUAGCAAAUAAAGACAUCAUUACUGUGGCUGAUAACAAAAUUUGAUUUUAAGGUGUUUUACCAGCUUGCUCUUGAAUAUUAGACUGUUUGAAAGGUAAAUUGCUGCAAAUUAGAGGUAUUUUUUUAACAACUAAGCUUUUAUAAUCGGCUUUGAACAUCACUGGACUAUAAAUUCCUAAAAGUGAACUUAAGAAGCCAGUUUUGGGAAUAGAGUCAACCAGCUCCUGCUUCCAUCCUCCAUUGAAAAAAAUAAAACAAAACUGAAGGAUUUGAAAGAUUAAAUGAUUCCAGUAUUUCAGUAUCAGAACAACUAGAAGAAUUAAAUUUUGUUCACACAUAAUUGCACAGACAUAGCAAGAUUCUGUAGCCUUUUUUUUUUUUCUUAAUACUUUGUCCCAAAGAGAUUCUUUUGAGGAACUAUCUUAUGGUUGUGCGUGUCAUGGUAAAUUUUCUUUCAGGCUUGGAGUGAACUCUUUAGGUGUGAUAAAUACCAACUUGUUUGGCAGUUUGUACAACAUAUUUUAAUAUUUGUUUGUUUUGGCUGUUAAAUGCAGAAACAUCUUGAUUUUACUUAUAGCUUUUUAAAAUAACUUUUACUUAACAUUUUAGCACAGAGUGUAUUAGUGUAAGUGUAUUUAUGUGUGGAUGUGCCUGUGUGUGGAUGUGCAUGGACGUAUGCCGUUAAGAGGAUUUGUUUUGGGUAAGCAGUUUAUCUAGUUUAAUGUGAUUGCUGCAUGAAAUAUUCAUAUCAAGUUUUUGUUUUGCUCUCUUAAUAUCACUUCAUUUAUUAUUCAGAAAAUGCAUAAAUGGUAUAAAAUGAGUUUAUCUUUCAAAACUACACUGACCUUGUGCGUUAACUGCUGAAUGUUUCAGGGUUCCAAAUAGAUGAAAUACUGAGAAAAAAAUUUGAUUUCUCAUAUCUCAUUUUGUUAAGAACAAAUAUAAUAGAGAGAGACAGCAUUAUCAUAUCAUAAAUUUUGACAGUUUGGGAAAGAUUGGAAAGAAUAAAAGUACGUGGAGAUUGGUCUAAAAUGAACCCAUUUCUAUGAAGAUUAAACAUUUUGUACUAUAUAAAUAAACCCAUUCAUUCCCCAGAUGUAGCUUUGGUUUUCCUGUCAGUUAACUCAUGAGUUGGAGGUAAAAUAAUGAUGCAGGCCUCCUGCACUU
Messenger RNA from Pomacea canaliculata, 5401 nucleotides. RefSeq names its product band 4.1-like protein 5. Bases 169 to 3456 code for a protein of 1095 amino acids. The record is from RefSeq and is a predicted model, not a curated record. The transcript has 19 exons. Lineage: Eukaryota; Metazoa; Mollusca; Gastropoda; Architaenioglossa; Ampullariidae. Gene Ontology annotation, cellular component: cytoskeleton.